ACUGUCCUGCUCAACAAGGCAGUGAGGACCAUCCGGUGGAGAGGGUCCUUCCACGAGGAAGGGGACAAGGCCAGGGAUUUCCCCGUCCGGGUGGAGUGUGAGGACGGAGACGCCUUCCUCGCUGACCACAUCAUCAUCACUGUCCCGCUGAGUUUCCUCAAGGAACGCCACCAGGACUUCUUCCAGCCUCCCCUGCCAGAGCGGAAAGCGGAGGCCAUUCGCCGCCUGGGUUUCGGCACAAACAACAAGAUCUUCCUGGAGUUCGAGCAGCCUUUCUGGGAACCCCAGCAGCAGUUCCUUGAAGUGGUGUGGGAGGACGAGUCGCCCCUUGAGGAGCCCAGCGCUGACCUGGAGGCCAACUGGUUCAAGAAGCUCAUUGGAUUUGUGGUCCUGCAACCGCCAGAGCAGCACGGGCAUGUCCUCUGCGGCUUCAUUGCGGGGAAGGAGUCGGAGUAUAUGGAGACGCUGAGCGACGCGGAGGUUCUCGGCACCAUGACACGUGUCCUCCGCAUGCUGACAGGGAACCAGCGCCUGCCUGCUCCCAGGAGCGUGCUCAGGUCCCGGUGGCACAGCGCUCCCUACACUCGGGGCUCCUACAGCUACGUGGCCAUCGGCAGCUCGGGGGACGACAUCGAUGUGCUGGCUCAGCCCCUGCCCGAGGACCCCGAGGACCCCAGGCCUGCAGCUCCUCUUCGCCGGCGAGGCCACCCACCGCACCUUCUACUCCACCACCCACGGGGCCCUGCUGUCCGGCUGGCGCGAGGCCGAGCGGCUCAACCAGCUCUUUGAGGCACCCAGCCCCGCUCCUCGGCUCUGAGGCAGGAAAAUAAAAACCA
Pygoscelis adeliae (Adelie penguin) is the source of this 836-nucleotide messenger RNA. It is a transcript of the gene PAOX, whose product is annotated as polyamine oxidase (exo-N4-amino). The annotation marks the transcript as partial. NCBI's taxonomy places the organism in Eukaryota, Metazoa, Chordata, Aves, Sphenisciformes, Spheniscidae. The transcript has 5 exons. Gene Ontology annotation, molecular function: polyamine oxidase activity. The record is from RefSeq and is a predicted model, not a curated record.